CGCGUGCUGUGUGUGUGGGCAGUGGUAGUGAAGUGGUUAGCGCACGGCCAACAUUGGUAACGAUUAACUGAACCGGUCUUGGGUCUUCACAGGUAGACCCAACCUGAAUCAAGUACCUGCUACGCCACUGGGUCUGCCCCGUGAGCUGCUUGCCCUGUGAACAAGGCGACACUUCACCUGCCCGUGUGUGUGUAGUAGACUGGCGUGAUGCGUUUGUGGUGCGCUGCCCGAAGGCUGACACCAGCUCUCCUGUUCCCCUUCAGGGGACAGGUGACCACGCGAUUACACACGCGUGGAUUUUCCAAGGCUUCCAAAGAGAUACAGUUCAGUUUGCGAACUCGAAUCUUGGUGACAGCAGGGAUUGGAUCGGCCUUCUUCGGGUGGUGGGUGUAUUUGCGGUAUGAAAAACAAGGUUUGAAUGAUCACAUCGUUGGGCUGGGAGGUGUGAAAUUUGAACUGACCGAUCAGAGUGGACGCAAGGUUAAGGGUCACGACCUCCUGGUCGGUCAGUGGAGCUUGCUCUACUUUGGCUUCACGCACUGCCCCGAUGUGUGUCCAGAGGAAAUGGAGAAAGUAUCGGGCGUCGUACACACCCUAGACAAGGACACGAACCUGCCCAGGGUGCAGCCUGUGUUCGUGACGAUCGAUCCGCAGAGGGACGACGUCGCGGCUGUAGCACAAUACAUCAAAGAUUUCCACCCACGGCUGGUCGGCCUGACCGGCUCUCCGGAGCAGAUCUCGGCGAUCUCAAAAGCCUACCGCGUGUACGCCCAGCCCGGCCCACGUGACCCCACCGACCAGGAGUACGUGGUGGACCACUCCAUCAUCACCUAUCUCAUCUGCCCGCACGGCGCCGUGCUCGAGUUUUACAACCGCUCCGUGGAGGAGGCCGACAUGGCAGAGAAAGUGCGCCAACGCUUGCGCGCACAUCGCCUCUGACCCCGUCUCCAUGGCAGCACCAAGCCAACGGUCAGGGUUGGGGCACCUCUGACCCUGUCUCCAUGGCAGCACCAAGCCAACGGUCAGGGUUGGGGCACCUCUGACCCUGUCUCCAUGGCAGCACCAAUCCAACGGUCAGGGUUGGGGCACCUCUGACCCUGUCUCCAUGGCAGCACCAAGCCAACGGUCAGGGUUGGGGCACCUCUGACCCCUGUCUCCAUGGCAGCACCAAUCCAACGGUCAGGGUUGGGGCACCUCUGACCCUGUCUCCAUGGCAGCACCAAGCCAACGGUCAGGGUUGGGGCACCUCUGACCCUGUCUCCAUGGCAGCACCAAGCCAACGGUCAGGGUUGGGGCACCUCUGACCCUGUCUCCAUGGCAGCACCAAGCCAACGGUCAGGGUUGGGGCGUGGGUCCAUCUUUAUCCGAUCAAGUUUUGGUUUUAAAUUAUUAACAUUUUUACGUGCCAUACAAACAAACGUCACGGCCGUUUGUUGAUCUAUUGGAUGAAUGACUCCUGAAACACCGUUUUUGCGUCGGUCAUGGGGGUUACGGUCACCAGCACUCCACCACGAACCACCUACGGUACAUUCAAUUAUUUGGCUGCCACCGGCCUCUGUUGCCCAGAACGUAGCCGCGCGAUGUCCAGCACCGACCGGUUCAGAUCUCACUCGCCACCGACGUUACCUGUGGCCGGGAAUCAACCUCGGCUAGCAGGGUUUUACAGCACAAUGCUGUGUUAGAGGAACCCCAGUGAGGGAUGGGUGGCGCAAUGGUCACAAUGAUACAAGAGGUGAUCCCUGACACUUGCGAUGCGGUCUGGACCAUUAUAAUGAUGGAAGGACGUCUGUGUUGAGAAGCGCAGCGGUGCGUUGGUCGUUCACUUGCACUACGAACUUGGCAAUCCGAGUUAAAUUUUGAUUUAAAGCUUUCGUGACUGCAGUAAUUCAUAUUCUUAGUUCUUUCGGUAAACGUGACUUUACCGAAAGAACUAAGAAUAUGAAUCCGAGUUCAAUUCCCAUGUAUGUCUCAGCCUAACGUUUAUGGUGAAUUAUGAUCAAAUAACCUCCAUGACCGACACGGUGUAGGGAAGCCUUCAUCCAGCAGUGGAUGAGACAAAGGACUGUAUAUUAUCAUUAAGUUCAAUACUGUUGGAAUUGUUUAAAAUACAUAUCAGUUAUUGAUGUGUACCUCUGAUGCUGGAAACAGGUGUUGUGGCUUAAUACAUAGUAACUGUGUGGUGCGUUUGUAAUUGUAAUGUUGAGGCUGUACAAAAACAUAAAGAGACCAAGGUUUUAGAUGGGAAUGUCUUGUGCAUUUUGUAUACACAGCAGUGUCAUACGCAUACAGGCCUACCUGUCACAGUGGGUGAAGUUACUCUUUCCACCAUUGCAAGCUUUGUAAUGUGACCAGGUAGCUCCCACUGCAGGGAAUAAAUAGGUCAAAGUUUGUGUUCAAGGUUAUUUAUAUUGUUACUCUCAGGAGUUGAUCACUCCAUGGACAAAUUCUUGAACUUUAAAGGCAUUCCUUAAAAAAAAAACCUACCAUGAGCAAGAAUUAACGGAGCCCUAUUCUUAAUUGCACUCAGCCGAAUUCCUUAAGUGGUGAACAUGUAGUGCUUUACUUUAAUCACUUUGUGUUAUUUUUCAGCGUGAUGCUUUACAUCCGUGUACUAUUUAUUUGGUGCCAUUUUCAACAACUGUAAAGUACCGUGGUUUACUUUCUACUUGUUUUUAAUCCACAUCUCCCAUGCAGAAGAAGCUUCACCCGUCAUGCUUAACCAAUGUGCACUACGCCCCCAGCUCCACUGCAGCAAUCCCGAGAUUGCGCGAUGCCUCGCAGCAGUUGUGCAAUCGCAACAUGGCGAUGUAUCGGUGGGAAGUAGCCCUUCUUCACAGAAGGCAGUGGUAUUGACUAAUGUUUUCAGUUUGUUUGUUUGUUAUUUAUGCUCGUGUGCAUCGCUGCCAACGUAGCACUACCAAAUUGUUUAAUCACAGUCGAGGCGGUCGCCCGCUUUUAGCUUUUACGAUGUCACAAUGCGUUCCUGGAAUCCCUGUCAUAAAUCGGACCCGAUUGUCGCCAUAGUAGAAACGGUAUAAACUUUGCUUGCCGAUGUGUUUUUACUUUUUGUAAGCCACAUUUAACAGGGUUUAAGAGGUAAAAAAAAUCCACAAAAACACUGGAGAAUAACAAAAGCUCCGAACCAAGUGACAUUGGAAACCGGACCGGUUUCAAAUGUGUUUGGAGUUGUCAGAGGAUGUGUCGUGAAUCAUGUUCUGCGUAGUAAAUGGAGAUCGUCGUGAAUUUCACUGUCCGCCUGUAUGGUGAUUACAGGACCAUGUGGUGCAUCGUGAAUCAAGUUCUGCGUAGUAAAUGUAGAUCGUCGUGAA
Messenger RNA from Petromyzon marinus (sea lamprey), 3329 nucleotides. Lineage: Eukaryota; Metazoa; Chordata; Hyperoartia; Petromyzontiformes; Petromyzontidae. The record is from RefSeq and is a predicted model, not a curated record.